AUGUCGUCGGGCGGAAGCGGUAGGCUAUCCAGAGAUCAGAAAAGGAAGGUGGUGGCGAGAGCGACCGAAUCCAGUCAUGCACGUGUCGUCGAGUCGAACUCUCCUUCUGAUUUCGAGACAAUUCAUCGUGAAGCCAUGCUGGAUACAUCGAAUAUGGAUACGCUUCAGCGAGUCCUUGUUGCCGAGAGCGCGUCAAAUUCGCGAAGAGAGAGAGGCUGUUGCGACCUCCCGGCUUUGGCGCCGGAGCUGACGUGUUCUCCUAUCUUGGAGGGACAAACAUGGGGGAACAUCGAGGAGACUCGUUUGACUCCCAGCAGUGUGAAAAUUCUGCUGAGAACGUGCGGAGGAGCCGGAGUAACUUUCCUGAUUCCGACGAAAGCCCAGAGGCCGUGGUCCCCUCCAGUGGGAUUUCAGUGUGUAUACGAGUCAUACUUUCAGAACGAGACCAAGCUCUGGUUUCCAAUUCCUCGUCUCGUCACGUCCUAUGCGAGACGUCGCGAUGCAGCGAUAAGCCAAUUCUUAAGCGGUGCGUUCCGUAACUCGGUAGCAUUGAUGGUGGCAGCGGCGGAGAUCAAUGUGUCGAUGAGCGUGCGGACUCUUGAAGAGCUGACCUACCUUAAGUCGAUGGGGGAUGGAUUGUACUCGAUCCAGAUGAGGCCUAACUACAAUGUGAUCGUCGACCACCCCAGCAGGACGAAUAACUGGCAGCGCUUCUACUUUUACGUCAAGCCUGAUAGUUUUGCCUUUGAGGAGCCGCCCGGCGACUCCUUUCGAUUUUUAUGGAAUCAUGAACUUGUUGAUCACUCGGAUUCAGCCUUCUAUCUCGAAGAGUUCAUUGCUAACGCUCGUACUGUCGCGUCGCUUGCUCAAGUAAGUUGGAAGGACAUCACCGUCGAGAGGAUUCGAAGAGCCGUCGACAGGAUCUCAAAGAAGGACUGGGGAUCUGAUUUACCACCUUUGAUUACCAGCAACAAGUGGCGGUUCUCGAUAUUCACUCGCGCUGAGCAGAAGGUGAUCAACGCAGCUAGAGAAAUGAAAGAACUUCCAGACUUGAGCGUGCUAAUCAAGAAGAAGUUGAGUGGAGCGAAAAAGACGCCUUCUGCGACUCCUAGUGAGACGACUCCUUCCAGGCCUUCGUCUCUCGCAGUUACGCCGGGGCCGUUUGUAGAUCCGGUUAAUAUCGAAUCUUCGAGGGAAGAGGCUGCUGAAUCGUCAGUGACUGAUGGUAACAAGAAGAAAAGGUCUGCUCCGGAUUCUUCUACUUCAGUCGAGGCUGAUGCCCCGAUCGUUCCGCUGGAAAGGAAGAAAAACCUUCCCGUGAGCGAGACGCAUCCGUUUCCGCUGCGAGGACUCCUUUGGUGGUGUCUCCGACGACCAGGGGUGGUGGUUCAGUAUGACGGUGACACUCCGCUCGCUUAUGCUCCAUCAGAAUGUGCUGAGCUUGUUCGACAUAUUCGAGGUGGUGCCAAGAAUAUGCCGCCGGUUAAGGAUCUCUUCUUCAAAGAUGCAUAUGUCGAUGCAGCGAGGACUAAGAUUCUAGUAAGGAGUGAUGGGAGCAUGAAUUACGUCGUUGAGUUGUAUGACACAAGCCUUAAAGAGACCAUCUCCAAAUUGACGCAAGCCGACAAGCUCAUGCGAGUGAAGGACGCAGCUCUCAAUCGCAAGACGAGGGAGUUCAAAGCGAUGAUUGACAAGACUGCAGCGGAGCGGAGUCGUGUGAAUUUCGGUUCCCACAAUAAGUUCGGGGAGUUGAAGGGCAAGUUCAAGGCUGCCGGCGAGAAGAUUCGAGGACUCGAGCACGAGAAAGCUGCUUUGGAGAAAGAGAAAGUUGCCUGGAAGGGAGAGAAGGUUACCACAUCCUUAAGGCACCUGAAGGAAAUCAACCGGCGGAGGGACUCCCGUAGAUACGAGGUUACGCAUGAGCGAGUCCGUGUUCAAACUGCCAUGAUCGCAAAAUGCAACAAGUGCUUUACCAAGAUUCGAGACCUCGAAACACGUCGCAGCGACUUCGAAAUAGCGAGGUCCUUGCAGAGCCAAGCUUUCGGGACGAAGAAGUGCCUCGAAGCGCUUAAGGAAAGUGGGAUUGACAUCCCGCAAGAGACGAUUGACUUGUUUGCUGAACAAGAGAAAGAGUUUGAAGAAGAGGCUAAUCGCUUAACUGUUGGUGGGAUUCCGGAAGAGCUUCUCUGCUUAUCUCCACUUCAUCUCCCGUCUCCUUUCCUGAAUGAGAAUGUCUUGGCGGAGAUCGACCCAUAUGGGUCGAACGCGAAUCUGAUCGACGCUGGAACUGCAGACAUGCGACCGAGAAUUCGAACGACCCGACUGAGAGAGACCUCGAGGGAUUAUCCGUUCAAUAACAAGGAGACAUCAGCGGGGCUUGUGGUGAACGAGGAACCGUCGAGUCCGACACUUGGAAUUAGCGAUGCGACUCUGACUCUUCCUCUGGGGGAAGAUGGGGCAGGAUCGAAUCCUGUGGAUCUGCUUGAACUCUCCGAUUCUUCAGCUGAGGAAGACGUUGGGGAGAAGUCCGGCGGGGAGAAUUCCGAUGAACAGGUUCCUGAUAGCAAUCCACAAGGAACAGAGGGGGAUCUCGUGGAGUCUUCGGCCAACGAGCAAGGCAACGGGGACGAAGUUGAGGACCCGUCUGAUCCGACAAUAGAUGGGAUUGGAGGUGCCUCUGAUCAGCUUGGAGCUCAAGUCGUCGUAGAAGACUUUGAUCGCGCUGAAGACUGA
Brassica napus (rape) is the source of this 2733-nucleotide messenger RNA. Its product is annotated as meiosis-specific protein ASY2-like. The record is from RefSeq and is a predicted model, not a curated record. NCBI's taxonomy places the organism in Eukaryota, Viridiplantae, Streptophyta, Magnoliopsida, Brassicales, Brassicaceae. The coding region runs from base 1 to 2733 and encodes 910 amino acids. The transcript has 8 exons.